This is a messenger RNA of Chanos chanos (milkfish), 4170 nucleotides long. RefSeq names its product regulator of G protein signaling 12a (gene rgs12a). NCBI's taxonomy places the organism in Eukaryota, Metazoa, Chordata, Actinopteri, Gonorynchiformes, Chanidae. The transcript is spliced from 17 exons. Gene Ontology annotation, cellular component: plasma membrane; cytoplasm; nucleus. Gene Ontology annotation, biological process: regulation of G protein-coupled receptor signaling pathway; signal transduction. Gene Ontology annotation, molecular function: GTPase activator activity; protein binding. The record is from RefSeq and is a predicted model, not a curated record. The coding region runs from base 1 to 4170 and encodes 1389 amino acids.
AUGAGAUUACUGGGACAGACUGGUUUAUCAAGGGAGCGCUUGCCUUUAGCUGCUGGGCAAGGGGUUCGACAGGUGGUGGUGGUACGUGGGAAGUCUGGCUAUGGAUUUACCAUGUCCGGGCAGGGGCCCUGUGUCCUGUGUGGCGUUUUGAAGGGAAGCCCAGCUGAUGAUGCCGGACUGAGGCCAGGGGACUGCAUCCUUACCGUGAACGACACUGAUGUAUCUGAGGCAUCACACGAGGCUGUGGCGAAGCUCAUCGGGAUGUCCUCAGAGCAGCUGCGCUUGGUCGUUGCUGCAUCGCGCAGACAACUUUUUAAUUCUUGUUCGAGUGAAGAGGAGCUUGCUUUCCGUAGAAAAGAGAAGACUCACCCGAGCCUUGAGAAUGACAGCGUGGGAGCGAACAGGCAGUCCGUUGGGAGUUUUAACACAGCUUUUCAACACUUAAGUCAGUCAUCCAACAACUCACAUAAAAACAGGCAGUCAAAACAGAGACCCAUGUCAGAACCGGACCUGUCCUACUGGGCCUGGCAAAGCCAGUCCAAAAGCAAUCCCGACUUGUUAUCGGCAGAGGAAACAAUUCAGAUCCUAAGCGAUGACCCUGUGUUCUUAGAGCCUCGGAGUGCCUAUCCUGCAGUGAGCAAUUUAAAUAUGAUAAUGAUCGUGGGAUAUGUGAACUCCAUGGAUUUGGAUUUGAGAACCUCCGACACAGCCGAAGGGACUUUGGAAACCAUCCGUGGAUGCAUCAGCCGGAUCGGGAAGGAACAGAACACUCACUCCUUGGUGGUGCUGAAGAUCACCUGUCGUAGUUUGCAGCUUUGCGACGACAGAGGAGUUGUCUUGACCUCUUGGCCCGCCGAGAACCUAGUGCUUUGUGUCAUUUGCUCUGAUGACAAACGCUUCUUUGCCCUGGUCUCUAUGGAUGCAGCACAAACCAGAAUGCAGCGGACAGAAGAAGGUCUUUGUCUGAAGACGUUGUGCCAUGUUUUCUUUGUCGACCCGGAACUCUGUGACCACGAAGCUCACAAGAGCUUCAUCAACUACUUUGGUCUCGAGUGCACACCUGACCCAGACACUCAAGGCUGUCUGGAAUUUCCUGUCACACCGUAUACUAUUUUACAUUUUGUGUCGGUCCUCUACAGUGACAUGGGAGAUUUCAUUGAGAAAUUGAGGCUAAAACUUGACCGGGAGGUAGCAGACGAAGAUCAGACAAACGCUUGUCACAGCGGAAGCGGUGACAGUGGAAUAGGGAAUGUAUCUCCAGACAGAGGAAGUUGGGAUCUGAUCCCUGACCUUUCCAAUGGCCCAGUGCCAAAUGUUCCCAACCAUCUAUGGGAUCGCCCUCCAUUACCCUUUAAGCCGGGUCAAAUCGGCCACCAUAGGAACAGUUCAAUCUUUAAGCCUGGGCGUAGGUGUCUCCUCUCCGAACCCCUUCCGAGCCCUGUAGCUCCAGUCCCCUUACAUGGGUGUUCCUCAAACAGCCUGGAAGUUCUGGCCGAUGUCCCUCACCUCACCCCUCUUGCGUGUAAAGAGCUGAGUCAGACUGGGUCUAGUGCAGCCCACAAGAAUGGUCUACACUGGCCUGAGCGCGUGGGUAUCCGGGCACGGUGGCAACGUCCUCCUCCUGCCGACGGCGCGCUGCAGAAAGAGGCUGAAGGCAGCAGGCCCAAAGACGGUGCUGUACCACUGGACACGGAUCAGAAACCUUUCCAAAGAUUUGCAGCGUUAGGCUUCACGGAGCCACAGGCAACUGCACGGCAGAAUGAGAACAUUCGAAAGCUCUUCAACAGUGCUGCCAAAAACAAGAGUGCCGAAAGAAAGGUAUCAAAGCUCUGGGCUCUCAGCAGAGGGCGCUCUUCUGUCAGGCAUUCAUCCAGACGCUCAAAACACCUUAGCUUUGCCCGAUCACUGGAUGACCUGGAGACGGCCGCCACGUCAGAUGGAGAGCGUGGCACCGUGGGGCUUCGGGACAGCUGUAGCGAGGCCAGUCUGGACAGUAAUGGUAGUCUUCCCAGUACCCUCACCUCACGCUGCCCCCCAGAACGCCGUGUUGCAUCAUGGGCCAUUUGUUUCGAACGCCUACUGCAAGACCCCGUCGGAGUCCGAUACUUCACCGAAUUUCUUAGGAAGGAAUUUAGCGAAGAGAACAUCUUAUUCUGGCAAGCAUGUGAAGACUUCAGUCAAAUCCCGGAAGAUGACAAGCAACAGCUCUGUCAGAGGGCCACAGAGAUCUAUAACAGCUUUGUGUCCAGUAAGGCCCCUACACCUGUAAACAUCGACAGUCAGGCUCACCUGGCUGACAGCGUCCUCACCGCCCCAACGCCAGAUAUAUUUAAAAAGCAACAACUACAGAUCUUUAAUUUGAUGAAGUUUGACAGUUACUCCAGGUUUCUGAAGUCCACUUUAUACCAGGAAUGCAUCUUGGCAGAGGUGGAGGGGCAGCCUCUCCCUGACCCCUACCAGGUGCCCUGUAGUCCCGCCCCUUCCAAACACAGCUUCAACUCAGACCGCUCCAACGCCACACCGAGAAAGGAGGCCAGAAAGCCCAGACCAGUAAUGUCAAGUGAAGACAUCAGAGAUGAUCGAUCGGAUAAGAAAAGCGGAAUUUUUUCCUGGUACCGAAACCGGAGCUUUGGGAAGGGACCAAAGAAAAGGGAAAUUGGAGAUUACAUUUAUGCUGGCUCUAAUGGGAGACGUGAGUCUCAGGGAUCAGUGUCGUCCGGUGCCAGUCAGGAACUGAACACAACUUUUUCAGGGGGCAGGAGUGAGAGUGACUUCAGGAACUCGAUGGGGAUGUGGGAGAGGGAGAGGGGCUGUAGGCAGUGUAUGGUCACACUGCCCGAUGGCUCCACCUGCCCCAUGGCACUGCGACAGGGCGCCAGCAUCCGACAGGUACUGCUAGAGCUUUGCCAAAAACAGCGCAUCAACCUGGCAGCCGUCGACCUCUUUCUCAUCGGAGGUGAAAAGCCCUUGGUGCUGGAUCAGGACAGUUUGACUUUAAGCUCACGGGACCUGAGGCUGGAGAAACGGACUUUGUUCAGACUGGAUCUGGUGCCCAUUAACCGUUCUGUGGGUUUGAAAGCCAAACCAACCAAGCCCGUCACUGAGGUUCUGCGUCCUGUGGUCGCCAAGUACGGCCUCCGCCUUAGCGACCUGGUGGCCAGAAUAAGUGGGGAGGCAGAGGUGCUUGACUUGGGCGUUCCAAUUUCAAACCUUGAUGGCCUGCGUGUGGUCCUGGAAAACGCUGACCCUAACUCUGUAAAAGACAAGUCAAAGAAAACACACGGGGCAUCAUUGAGUAAUCGGAGUUUCUCCAUACCGGGAGACGACAGGUUGCCAGGGAAGCCUGUGAGAGGGGAAAACGGGGAGAAACAUUCCACUCCAGAUGCGUCAGACAAGAUAAAAACCAAAAAGAAACAUUUAGAGGAAGCGGAAGAGCUGUUUGAGCUCUUAAGCCGUGCCCAGAGCAGUCGAGCAGACGAUCAGAGGGGUAUACUGAGGAAAGAAGACCUGGUGCUGCCUGAUUUCCUGCGUCUCAACUCUGACACCCCCACCUGCUCCACCCCUAGCUCCACCAAACCCGGCCAUGCUAACCCACACCCCAACGGCCUUCCCGCGGGUGGCCCCAAACCCACGCCCACUGACUUUGGCGCCCCCAUGUCCCCCAUAGCACGCUCGGCUGGCUCCUGGGCACCGGGACAGGAGAGUCUGACUGACCUCACACUUGUCGGAGAGGGGGACAUCACCAGCCCAAACUCUACCCUCCUGCCGUUGCCUCCCUCCCCCGGCCCAGCGGACCCUCACGAGGGCAGUCUGGCCGAGGCGAACUUCACCCCUCCGCCGCCCUGCAUCUCCAACCAUGACUCCUCAGGUACGGAGAAGGUAGACCCAGAACUUACGUCAAACUCUGAUCGGCAACUGCUGCUUUGUCCUGCCUCAGCAGCUGAGGACAGCCCUCACCUGCUGGACAACAGCAUUGGUGUAGAGGGGGUAAGACUGGAGGAGAACCCAGAGCUGAGCCUCAGUUUUGAGGGCUACGUUGCUGAGCUCCGUCAAUGCCAGAGUCGGAUGCAGAACGGCCGAAAACCUGUAGGUGACGCCAACGGUCUCCAAGGCAGCCAAUCAGAGGUAGAGGAGAGCGGCGCAAGAAUCUAUCAAGCCACGUUCGUUUGA